UGCCGGGAGGUGUGGCGGCGGCGGCAGCGGGGCCGGUGCGGUGGGGCCGGAGCGGAGCGCGGCGCGAUGCAGAAAUACGAGAAGCUGGAGAAGAUCGGGGAAGGCACCUACGGGACCGUGUUCAAGGCCAAGAACCGGGAGACGCACGAGAUCGUGGCGCUGAAGCGGGUGCGGCUGGACGAUGACGACGAGGGCGUGCCCAGCUCGGCGCUGCGGGAGAUCUGCCUGCUCAAGGAGCUGAAGCACAAGAACAUCGUCAGGCUGCACGACGUCCUGCACAGCGACAAGAAGCUGACCCUGGUCUUCGAGUUCUGUGACCAGGACCUGAAGAAGUACUUCGAUAGCUGCAACGGGGACUUGGAUCCAGAGAUCGUCAAGUCGUUCAUGUACCAGCUGCUGAAGGGCCUCGCGUUUUGCCACAGCCGCAACGUCCUGCACCGAGACCUCAAGCCGCAGAACCUGCUCAUUAACAGGAACGGAGAGCUCAAACUGGCCGACUUUGGCCUGGCCCGGGCCUUCGGCAUCCCGGUGCGCUGUUACUCGGCGGAGGUCGUCACGCUGUGGUAUCGGCCCCCAGACGUGCUCUUCGGAGCCAAGCUCUACUCCACCUCCAUCGACAUGUGGUCAGCCGGCUGCAUCUUCGCAGAGCUGGCCAACGCGGGGCGGCCCCUGUUCCCGGGGAACGACGUGGACGACCAGCUGAAAAGGAUUUUCCGGCUGCUGGGAACCCCCACGGAGGAGCAGUGGCCGGCCAUGGCCAAGCUGCCGGACUACAAGGUGAGCCCUACCCCAUGUACCCCGCCACCACCUCCCUGGUCAACGUGGUGCCCAAGCUGAAUGCCACCGGCCGGGACCUGCUGCAGAACCUGCUCAAGUGCAACCCGGUGCAGCGGAUAUCGGCGGAGGAGGCCCUGCAGCACCCCUACUUCACAGACUUCUGCCCCCCCUAGGCCCCCCCGGCACUGGCCCGGCCCCGCGCUCAGCCGGCGGCAGCCCCCGGCUCCAGGCACGCUCCCGGCAGCGCUGGGGAGGGGACGGCUCCUCUGGCAGCGGGGGGGACGCGAGGUGAGGAGCGAGGUGCCAGCAUCCCGGAACCGCGGCCCCCCCCCGCCCCCUCCCCCCGUAUUUAUUAGGUUUUUAACCCGACGCCACCCGGCUGAGGGGUGCUGGCAUGGCCUCCCCACCCCGACCCCCCAACCCCACGGUGGGGCCGGGGCUGCUCCCGGGGCUGGCCGAGAGUGCACGGAGCCCUCCCCGGGGACGCAGUGCUGGUGGGGGGCAGGACCCUCUGGGACCAGGUGCGGGGACCCCGGUGGGGUGGGACCCUCCACCCUGCCUCUCCCUGCUCCCCCCCGGCCCCUUCCCCAGCAGGGGAGGGGGUCCUGGGUGCCAGCUCGGGGGUGGGGGGGGGAGCACCCCGUUUCUUUUCUACCGUGCUGCUGUACAUGGGUGAACGUGCGUGUUUGUUACCUCCAUAAAGAGCUCCCCUCUCCC
Messenger RNA from Grus americana (Whooping crane), 1494 nucleotides. RefSeq names its product cyclin dependent kinase 5 (gene CDK5). NCBI's taxonomy places the organism in Eukaryota, Metazoa, Chordata, Aves, Gruiformes, Gruidae. Bases 67 to 837 code for a protein of 256 amino acids. The transcript has 13 exons. Gene Ontology annotation, molecular function: ATP binding; cyclin-dependent protein serine/threonine kinase activity. Gene Ontology annotation, cellular component: nucleus; cytoplasm. Gene Ontology annotation, biological process: synaptic vesicle transport; neuron apoptotic process; axonogenesis. The record is from RefSeq and is a predicted model, not a curated record.